AUGCGGGACGGGGGCCCGCGGCAGAGCGCCAGCGAGCGGGAGAAGCUGCGGAUGCGGCGGCUGGCGCAGGCGCUGCUGCGGCUGCGGCACUACCUGCCGCCCGCGCUGGCGCCCGCGGGGCAGAGCCUCACCAAGAUCGAGACCCUGCGCCUCGCCAUCCGCUACAUCGCCCACCUCUCAGCCCUGCUGGGGCUCAGCGAGGAGGCGCUGGCCCGGCGGCGGGGGGCGGCCCCCCGGCACUGCCCCCUCUGCCCCCAGGGCCUGGGGUGCUGCCAGCCCCCAGACCCCCGCCUGCACCCACCGACCCCGGCCCCGCAGGAUGCUUCGCCACCUGGCACUGUGGGCUGGGGGUCACCUCCCAUGGUGGGGACCCCCCCGGAGCUGCACGGGGCUCCCGGCAUGGGGACGGGAGCCUGGGGGUCGCCCCCCUAUGGCCCUGCUGCGGGGACUUCCCCAGAGGUGCUUGGGGUUCCUGACAUGGGGACGGGGGCCUGGGGGUCGCCCUGCUACAUCCCUGUGACAGGGACCCCCCCGGAGCUGCACAGGACCCCUGGCUCCAUCUCGGGGUCCUGGUCAUCACCGCUGUGCAGCCUUGGAGCAGUGACCCCCCUGGAGCCCCCCCAGAGAUGCACCACGGCCAUGGGCACCGGGAUGGCUUCCUCCUGCUGCUUGGAGCCUGCAGCCCCCUUCCAGCCUCGCGGGGCAGGACUGACGGACACAGGGCCCCCUGGGACCCCCGCGCAUGGCUCCCAGCUGCCUGCACACCACCAGGGAUCUGGGUAUCCCACAGGGGACAGUCCCCGGGGGGCCGACUGCCGGCACCCCCUCCUGCCCGGCAUGGCCACCCGGCUGCCUCGGGGAAGCCACGGCUGCCUCCUGCCCUGA
Molecule: messenger RNA, 885 nt
Organism: Gymnogyps californianus (California condor)
Lineage: Eukaryota; Metazoa; Chordata; Aves; Accipitriformes; Cathartidae
Product: mesoderm posterior protein 2-like
Exons: 3
Coding region: 1-885 (294 amino acids)
Biological process (GO): regulation of transcription by RNA polymerase II; somite rostral/caudal axis specification; heart morphogenesis
Cellular component (GO): nucleus
Molecular function (GO): protein dimerization activity; RNA polymerase II cis-regulatory region sequence-specific DNA binding; DNA-binding transcription factor activity, RNA polymerase II-specific
Source: RefSeq, a predicted model, not a curated record